Uranotaenia lowii is the source of this 957-nucleotide messenger RNA. RefSeq names its product 60S ribosomal protein L10 (gene RpL10). Gene Ontology annotation, biological process: translation; ribosomal large subunit assembly. Lineage: Eukaryota; Metazoa; Arthropoda; Insecta; Diptera; Culicidae. Gene Ontology annotation, molecular function: structural constituent of ribosome. Bases 137 to 796 code for a protein of 219 amino acids. The record is from RefSeq and is a predicted model, not a curated record. The transcript is spliced from 5 exons. Gene Ontology annotation, cellular component: cytosolic large ribosomal subunit; ribosome.
GCCGGAAACACUUUUGCUGUCAAACGCCCGCGCCAUCUGUCAACCCAACUGCUCGGCGAUCUCUCUUUCCGGUAUUUAUUCGCUACUAGGCAGCACACAUUUCUGUGCCGACUAGUAAAUUAAACACCGUAUCAAAAUGGGUCGUCGCCCUGCAAGAUGUUAUCGCUAUUGUAAGAACAAGCCGUACCCGAAGUCUCGGUUCUGUCGAGGUGUCCCGGAUCCCAAGAUCCGUAUCUUCGAUCUGGGCCGUAAAAAGGCUUCGGUGGAAGAUUUCCCGCUGUGCGUCCAUCUGGUGUCCGAUGAGUAUGAACAGCUGAGCUCUGAGGCGCUGGAAGCGGGCCGUAUUUGCUGCAACAAGUACCUGGUUAAGUACUGCGGCAAGGAUCAGUUCCACAUCCGUAUGCGGCUGCAUCCAUUCCACGUUAUCCGCAUCAACAAGAUGUUGUCCUGUGCCGGAGCCGAUAGACUCCAAACUGGAAUGCGUGGUGCCUUCGGUAAGCCCCAGGGAACCGUGGCCCGCGUUCACAUCGGUCAGCCGAUCAUGUCGGUGCGCUCGAGCGACCGCUUCAAGCCCCAGGUCAUCGAGGCUCUGCGUCGUGCCAAGUUCAAGUACCCCGGUCGCCAGAAGAUCUUCGUCUCCAAGAAGUGGGGCUUCACCAAGUACGACCGCGAUGAGUACCUGAAGCACCAGGAGGAGGGUCGUUUGGUUCCGGACGGUUGCGGCGUACAGUUCCGCAACGAUCAUGGCCCGCUAGUUAAGUGGGAAGCCCACCAGCGGUACCGUUUCGGUGUUUAAGCAGGGGCAGGAAACACUUCGGUAUUUUUUUUAUAUUUCUAACUACUUCCCACAAAUGCCACCUCCAGUUGGGAAGGUUUCUGAAAGCUGAUGCAUAAGAAAAAAGAACAACAUCCAAAUGAAUAAAGCUUUUUUCCGUUGAUAGGAAAUUUGCUAACAAA